CCCGCCGCGUGGCUUUGUAACUCGUCUGCCGCUUCGUGACUGUCCCACCCAGGCCGAAUGGUGCUGCACCGAUAACAGUCUGCCGUGCGCUCAAGGAGGCCUCACAGAACUGAGUUGUAUCAGGAUGUUUCAUCAACAUGUUGGCCUAUCGUAUAUUCUCCUGACUACAACAUCACGUUUAUGGGACUUGAGAAACUGCAUCCUUUUGAUGCGGGGAAAUGGGGAAAAGUAAUCGAUUUCUUGAAAGAAGAAAAACUAGUUGUAGAUGACUUGAUUGUACAGGCACGAGAAGCUACUGAAGAUGAUCUCUUGGUUGUUCACACAAGGCGCUACCUUAAUAAAUUAAAGUGGUCGUUUGUUGUAGCUACGAUUACGGAAAUUCCACCAGUUCUCUUUCUUCCCAAUUUCCUUGUUCAGAGAAAGGUUUUGAAACCUCUACGAACCCAAACAGGAGGAACGAUAAUGGCAGGAAAGCUUGCUGUUGAUAGAGGCUGGGCAAUCAAUGUGGGGGGUGGUUUUCAUCACUGCUCAAGUGACAAAGGUGGAGGAUUUUGUGCAUAUGCUGAUAUCACACUGGCUAUUAAGUUCUUAUUUGAAAGAGUACAAGGGGUUUCUAAAGCCACAAUUAUCGAUCUGGAUGCUCAUCAGGGAAAUGGCCAUGAGAGAGACUUCAUGGAUGAUCAUAGGGUAUAUAUUAUGGAUGCAUACAAUAGAUAUAUUUAUCCAGGGGAUGGAUUUGCUAAACGUGCCAUAAAACGCAAGGUGGAAUUAGAAUGGGGUACAGAGGACACGGAAUAUCUUCAGAAGGUACAAACUCAUGUGGAAGGAGCGUUAAAUGAAUUAAAACCUGACAUCGUUGUUUAUAAUGCUGGAACUGAUAUUCUAGAUGGUGAUCCAUUGGGAGGACUUGCUAUUUCACCUCAGGGAAUUGUGAAGCGAGAUGAAGUAGUAUUCAAGGCUGCCAGAAGCCGCAGAAUUCCAAUCUUGAUGGUGACGUCUGGAGGCUAUCAGAAGAGGACAGCGCGGAUUAUUGCUGAUUCUAUUCUUAAUUUGCACAACCUGGGGCUUAUCGACAAGGAGCUAGCAACCAGUGGAGCUGAAAAUCCUGAGGUAGAACAGAUGCUUAGAAACUCUGUUGCAGACUUAACCAACUUGUCACUGCAAUGACAAGAUCCUAAAUAUUAGGAAACAACUUACUCUUUCAGGAAUAGGAAGUCUCUACAUCAUUACCAGGGUAAUAUAACAUUCCAAAAGGACUUAACUUGCCUGUAAAGUUACAAAGUACAGAUAAUACACGAUCACAGAAUAAUUGUGUUUAACUUCUGAAUCUGUCUUGAACAAAACAACGUAUUGUCCUGAGCUAACUUAGACUUAUUGAAGGGCACUAUCUUUCAGUUAUGAUACUACUAUAGAAAGCUUUAAUUGCUUCUCUUACUGUCAUGGGUAGUCUAUGUUUGAAGAACUAUGCAGUUAGUAUCCGAAGACUGUCCCAGACACGUUUCAGAUGAUAUGAUUCUGACAAUGAUGGGAGAAAUCUGGUCUAAACCUUACUCAGCAUUCUUUGUUAAAUAAUGUAUUACAUUUUAUUUUUUUGAAAACUGUUGUGAGAAUUCUGUACAGUCCUCAGCUGUCAGUUUAAUGUUAAAGUUUAUGUGCAAUACCAUGAAAAACAGUUUGAUUAUUUGACUUUUAAGCCAUAGCCUAUUAGAAUGCAAGUUUAUUAAUUUAUAUUUUAUUCCUAUUAUUGACAGUGAUUUAAAUCCUACUUUAUAAACAAUUUCAGAGAAGGAAUAUGAAAUACUUAUGUCUCAAUAUGCAAAUGACCCCUAAGGGCUCAGCAUUAGCAGUUUGUUUUUUGUCUCUCUAAAAAUGAGGCCUGCAUGUAAAAGGCAAUAAUUACUAUGCACCGAAAAUUGCAUGAUAAAGAUAUGAAAUUAGAAUUAACUUUAAAGUUCUGAGAAAUCUUACAGAAAAUAAAAUUAGUGGAAGUUCAGAGGUACCUCUUGUAAUAAACUGGUACUAACCGCUUAUCAUGUAUAAGUCAACAACAGUCAUUGGAGAAUUAAUUUUGAUUUCCCCCCCCGCCGCUACUGCUGUGCUUUUUCAUGUGCUCAGAGACUAGUGGUAAUCAUAGUUGUAGUCAUAGUUGGUAAUCAAAUGGUUAAUAUUUAGACUAAAAAUACUGUGAAAUUGCUACAUUAAGCUUACAUAAUAGGAGCUACUGUGAUUUGGGAACAAAAAGUGUAUUCAAAAGCAAAUUACAUGCAUUUAUUAACAGCAAAGUUUUUUUUAAUUUAUGUUAAUAUAUUUUGCAUUAGAUACUGUUCAUAGCAUUGGGUCAUAAAUGUACUAAACUGUA
This is a messenger RNA of Struthio camelus australis, 2359 nucleotides long. The record is from RefSeq and is a predicted model, not a curated record. NCBI's taxonomy places the organism in Eukaryota, Metazoa, Chordata, Aves, Struthioniformes, Struthionidae.